UAUCACGUGUGUGUGCCGCACGCACGGCCCUGCAGCGGAGUGUCGCAUCCUGUCCGAUACCAAGCUUUAUAAUCAUCUGAAUUCCGUACAGUACCUUUCAUAACACUGUAAGGCGCCCUCCAGAUUUUUUUUUCACUCACAGCUCUAGAGAUGGCUGACCCGUGGGUGGUAACACCCGGUGAACGAACAAAGCAUGAAGAACAGUUCAAGACCCUGCGGCCUGUGGGGGGCUAUAUUACUGGAGAGCAGGCCAAAGGUUUCUUCCUCCAAUCCAGGCUUCCCCCACCUGUACUCGGCAUCAUCUGGGCACUGUCUGAUGUGGAUGGAGAUGGAAAAAUGGAUCUACAUGAGUUCAGUAUUGCAUGCAAGCUGAUCAACCUCAAGUUAAGAGGGUUCACUCUGCCAUCAACCCUGCCAGCAUCCCUCAAACAGUCAGCCUGUGUUGGUGUUGGAGGGGCACCAGCUCCAGCUCCAGCUCCUGUGGGCCCUUCUGCUGCCUCUGGGCCUGUUUCCACUGGAGGGGCUGCUGGGUUUGGGAUUGCAGACCUUACUGCUUGCAGUAAUGGUUUGUCACUCACAUCAGCAAUAUCUUCUGGUCCCAUUGUGUCAACUGUGGUUGUAUCGACUUCUGUACCUACCCCUGCUGCUCCCAUUUCGGCUCCUAUUUCUGUACCUCCUGUCUCAGCCCCUGGUGACUCCAGCGAGGUGUCAUUGUCUCUUGCACCAGCUUGUGCUGAUGCCCCGGCUGUGAUCUCUGCACUUGGUGUGGCAACAGUUCCACCUUGCUUGCCUAGCUCUGUCCUGGUGACAGUGCCCGGCACGGUUCCUGGACUGUCGAUUGGACCAAAUAUUAUUCCAGAAGCAUCAGUGAAUGUGGUACCAGGUAUUAUACCUGUUUCAGCAGCAUCUUGUGUAAUUCUUGGAGUAUCAGCAGGGGCUGGGCAGGAGUCAGUGACUGCAGCUGUUCCUACAGCUGUCCCUCUUGAUACUGCAGAGGCUCUUGCUGGGGCUGCCCCUGCUGCACCCCUUGGCGGUGGUGUGCCAUUGGCAGGGAUGGCACCAAUAGUUCCAGCACAGCCCAUCAUGCCCAUGGCUCCAGUCUCUUCCCAAGCACCUGGUGCCACGGUUCCCGUUGUGCCUGGAGCCUCCGCACCAGUCUCUAUGUCAACAGCACCUUUGCUGCCAUCAGGAACUCAGCCCAUGAUACCAUCCUCCAAGCCUAUGGUGCCUGCAGCAUCACAGCCCCUAGUAGCACCAGUAGCCCCCAUGGUGCCACAAGCAUCCCAACCCUUGGUGCCGCCAGCUUCUCAACCUUUGGUAGCACCUGUAGCACCUAUAUCUCAGCCAGUGGUAGCGGCUCCACAGCCACCACAGGUGGGAGGCAUGGUGGCCCCAGUUGCUGCAUCCAGUGCUCCAAUCACAGCAGCUGUUCCUCCUGGGGUUCCUGUUGCACCCAAUGGAGCAGCAGUGCAGCGAACUGGCAGCCAGGAGUCUGGGGGUUCUCAAACUCCUGGUGAGUGGGCUGUGCCUCAAGCAAGCAAACUCAAGUUCACUCAGGUGUUCAACAUGUCAGACAGGACAAAGUCUGGAUACCUCUCUGGGGUACAAGCUAGAAAUAUUCUCAUACAGUCCCACUUGCCUCAGCAAAUACUAGCACAAAUUUGGGCACUCUCUGAUGUGGACAAUGAUGGGCGGCUGUCGUGUGAGGAGUUUGUGCUGGCUAUGUAUCUUUGUGAGUCAGCCAAGGCAGGAAACAAACUUCCUACUGUCUUGCCAGCAGAACUCAUUCCACCCACCAACCGUCGCCAGCGCACCUCCAGCAUCCACUCUGCUGGCUCAGGAGGAACCCCGGUUGGUGAGGUGAUGGGUGGCCUCGCUGAUAAUUCCUUUGAGGACAAAAGACGUGAAAACUUUGAGAAAGGCCAGGCAGAGUUGGAGCGGCGGAGGAAAGCUCUCCUUGAUGCACAGCGACGUGAAACAGAAGAGAGACUUCGCCGGGAGAGAGAAGAGGAGGCAAAGAGGGAGAAGGCUCGUCAAGAAGCAGAGCGACGAAGACAAGAGGAAUUAGAGCGUGAGAUGCAACGGCAGCGGGAAAUAGAGGCUCAGCGAGAGCAGGAGAGGAAGCGGCAAGAGGACAUGAGAGAGCAAGCUCGCAAGGAUGCUGAGUUGCAGAGACAGCAGGAAUGGGAGAAACAAAGACUGCAGGAGCUCAUGAAUGUGAGGCAGCGGCAGCAGGAAAAUCUCUUAUCUCUCAAGGCCAAGAACCAGAGUCUUUCCAUAGAGUUCACAACAAAGGAAGACCGAGUGAAGGAGUUAACUCAAAAGAUUAGUGAGACCAGACAAGGAGUGACAGAAGUAAAAGCCACCAUUGACACCAUGCGGUCCACCAGGGACACUUACAUGGCUGACAUGAAUCAACUGAAGGCAGCUGCUCGGGAGCAGAAUCAGAGAUUGUUAGUUUUGAAUCAAGAAAAGGCACGUCUGAAGGCUCGCAGUACAGCUGCUGCAGGAGCAAGUGGAGCAGAGCAGGCAGCAGUAGAUGCCUCCUUUACCAGCAAGCAGAUGGUCAUCAAGCAACUACAAGAGAAGGUUGACAGCUUGCAAACAGAGUUGUCAGCCAAAGAGGAAGAUGUGAAUAACAACAUCACAGAUUUGAGUCACAUGAAGGAAGAAAUUCGUGCCACUGCUGAAAGGUGUUCCAGCGUCUUCAUUGAAUACUCAGACAAACGAAAGCAGGUGAUGACUCUUCGAGAAAAGCUUCUGAAUCCAGAUGCUGCGUGGGGUGAUGCUGCUAGUUCAUCUUGGGCAGGUAAAGGGUUUGACAGUGGUGGGGCUGGUGCCUGGACUAGUGCAUGGCCCCCCAGUCAGCCCAAAGAUGCAUGGCCCAGUAGCAGGGGUGAUGUUAGUGGCGCCCCCACCAGUAGUCAACAACCUCAACAGGAACAGGAACAGCAGGAGGCAGAGUUGCAGCUGCAGUCACAGCCGCAGCCGGAGCCGCUGCCGCAGCCGGAGCCGGAGCCGCAGCCGGAACCGCAGCAGCAGCAGCAGCAGCAGCAGCCACCACCAGUGCCACCACCACCAACACAACAACCCACAGCAGAACAUCAUCAACCUCCAGCACGUCCCCCGCCCCCUUCCACAACCACCACCUCCUCCACUAUGCCCCUCAUGGCCACUACUGGCACUGUUCAUGAGAAGCCGGCAGUACCCCCAGCCCCCCAGAAAGCUGAUGGCAUCAGCAAAACCAACUCCACUUUCAUCACCAACAAUACCAGUGCUGUGGGCUGGGGGGUCCACAAUUCCACAACCUCCUCUUCCUCAACCACCACCACAGCUCCUUGGGGGGCAUUCUCCACCACAACCACCACCACCAUCUCAUCUACCACUUCUACCACACUUUCAGAUAAAGAAGAAAAUGCUGUUCCUGGAGAAAACAAAGAGGGCGUCAUGAAGCGUCGAGCACUGUACCAGUUUGAUGCUCGCAAUGCUGAUGAGAUCAGCUUCAUGCCUGGAGACAUUAUUGUGGUAACAAUGACAGAAGGAGUUGAGCCAGGAUGGUUAGGAGGAGUGCUUCAUGGUCAGACUGGCUGGUUCCCUGAGGCGUACACAGAGCCGCUAGACACCAGGGAGGCUGAAGUUGCGUCAGAAUCCCUCGUCAGGACACAGCUGGAAAACAUUCCUGAGGAAGCAGGAGCAAAUGUAGGAGUACAGCAAAGUGUAAUAGGUGAGGCAGUGGCUGUGUUCCCAUGGAGAGCCAAGCAGAGAAACCAUCUAUCGUUCAAUAAGGGAGACCGUAUCACUGUUAGGGAACAACAGGAACAAUGGUGGUAUGGAGAACUGAACAAUGUGGGGGGCUGGUUCCCAAGAUCGUUUGCACGCAUGGUAUCUGGUCCUGCUGCUGUCACUUCCCCAGUCACCACCCCUCAGGAGGCCCCAGAAGAACCACCAAUGCCAGAUAAUCUUGUCCAUGAUGAUGUGUCAGAAUUUUAUCAAGCUCUGUAUCCUUAUCAGUCUGGAGAGCCUGGUGAUCUCACCUUCAAUGCUGGUGAGAUUAUUUUAGUAGUGAAGAAAGAGGGUGACUGGUGGCAUGGAGUUGCUAACCAGAACACCGGCAUCUUCCCAUCCAACUAUGUGGAGCUUAUGCCUAACCAGUUUAUAACAAGUGCAGGAGACAAAGUUGAGGAACAGCCUGAGGUGGCAGCUGCCUUGAAGGAUGAGGUGGCAUUGGGGGAGAAGCAGGCUGAGGCAGACCAUCAGGUGGUAGACAAUGAAGAAAGUAAAGAGGAGCCAGGACAAAGUGCGGCCACUCCUGCUACUGUUCAGACUCCUGACUCUGCUAAUCUGAAAGUUAAUCAGUGUUCAGACGACGAACUAGAGAACAAGGAGGUCAUGGAGCUUUCUAAGUCACCCAGGUCACCAAAGGGUAGCAAAGGAAAGAAGCCAGAGAUUGCCUCUGUUCUGGCUCCCUAUGAUGCAACCAGCAGCAAUCAACUAAGUCUCCAGCGUGGGCAGUUAGUUAUGAUUCGCAAAAAGACAGCAUCUGGCUGGUGGGAAGGAGAACUUCAAGCAAAAGGGAAAAAGCGGCAAAUAGGAUGGUUCCCUGCCACGUACGUUAAAGUAUUGGGGGGCUCCUCUCGCUCCACGCCUGUGUCCAUGGAGCUGACCAACAAAGAGGACGCUCCCCCUGACCUGUCCCAACUGUCACCCUCCUCUGGGAACCCACACACUCAGGUCACCGUCACACCACCAACGGAUGAACCAAUGAAGGGACCAAAUGAUGCUUCCAAUGGGUUUGCAGAGCAGGUGGAGGCACUUUACCCAUACACUGCCAUGAAUGAGGAUGAGCUGACCUUUGAAGCUGGUGCCAUUAUCUCGGUGAUUGACAAGGAGGAUGCUGCCUGGUGGAAAGGUACCCUUGAGGGUGCUAUUGGUGUCUUCCCUUCAAACUAUGUGCAGCCUUACCCAAGUGACUCGGCUGCCAACGCUGCUGGGACGCCCGAUGCCGAGGACUCCUUGUGCUAUACAGAUUAUAGGAGUCAGGGUCAAGGACAUGGAUCUACCAGGUCCAGUUGGCAUGUGUCCAUGUCGUCCCCAGUGGAGCAGCAGCGGCAGAGUGUCAUCCAAGAGAUUCUGCAAACAGAGGCAGCCUACCUUCGAGAGUUGCUGCUGGUGGAGGAGGUGUUCAUCAGAACCAUGCGUUCUUCAGGCAUUGUAAAUGAGAAAGAACUGGAUUCAUUAUUUGUUAACUGGGAUGAAUUGAUCUUAGCCAACUCAUACUUCAACAAAGCGCUAAAAGUGCGGUGCAUGAACAGCAGUGGAGGAGUCAUCACAAUGAUUGGUGAUGUGUUAUGUCAGCAGAUUAGCCAACUGAAGCCUUACCUCAGGUUCUGCAGCCUCCAAUUGCAUGGUGCCACUCUACUUGGAGAAAAGUGUCGGGCAGGUGGUCCGUGGGCUGACUUAGUGAGGCAGUGUCAAGAGCAUCCACUUAUCCAAGGUCACACCCUCACUUCUUUCUUGCUCAAGCCUAUGCAGAGGAUAACCAGAUAUCCACUGCUUAUCAAGCAGCUGUUAAAAUAUACUCCCGAGGGUCACCCAGACUGUUACAACACCCAAGAGGCACUCUCAGCAUCAGAGACGCUUUGUGCACAAGUAAAUGAAGCUGUGAGUCAGAGGGAGAACACAGACAAGUUGGAGUGGAUGCAGAGGUGUGUGACCUGUGAGGGUUUGCAGGAACGCCUUGUCUUUAAUUCCCUCACCAACACUCUGGGUCCAAGGAAGCUCCUGCAUACAGGCACUCUUCACAAGGUCAAAAGUAAACGUGAGCUUGUAGCAUUCCUCCUUAGUGACUUCCUUUUGCUGACAACUCCAAGUAAGUCAGUGUCUUCAUGCACAACUCUAGCAACAUUGGAGAGAGCGCUCACCUCCACCACGUGUGCCAUGUAUCGCAAGCCUAUGUUCUUGACUGACCUGAGAGUGGAGGGAGACAAAGACUCAGAGACUUGCUUCACCCUUGUUAGUCCAGCAUGUGGUGACAUUGCUGUAGCAGCGCCAACCACUCAUGAAAGAAACAACUGGCUUAAGAAAAUUGCUAUUGCCAAGAAGCACAUUAGUGACACAGAAAGGUCUCUCCUUCAUCGACAGCAGUCCAAAGAGAAAGACAGGAACAUAAUGGGCCGAGUGUUAGUCACCGUCAUGGCAGGAGUCUCCCUGAGUGAAAAACAUUGUGAGGUUCGAGAGAGACGGCCUCAGGGAGCACUGCGCAUGCACAUACUCAGUGGAGCUAAGCUUGAUUCCUGGGGCAAAGGUACUCUGCAGUCAUUCUGUGAGGUUAGCCUGGGUUCUCAGGUUCAGCGGACAAGCAUUGCAAUGUCACCUCACCCAAAGUGGGACUCCACCAUGCAGUUCCUUGUUAAGUCUCUGUCAGAGGAUGUCUUGUGCAUCACAGUCUAUGAGAAAGGUUACUUCAAACCAAAUGAAUUUCUUGGCCGAACAGAGAUCAAGAUUCACCAGGUGCAUGAGGAGACGCGCCACCAGCCCGGUGCUCAGCCUCAAGUCUACAAACUUGCCCUGCAAGAAGCAAAAGCGGGUGAGGUUAUUUUAAAAAUUUCUCUUCAACUUUUUGAUCAGUCAUAGCAGUUGUAAUGUUAGAUUUGUGAAUAAUGUUUGACAUGUACAAAACACUAAGUUCUUAUGUGCACAAAUGUACACUUCUGUUGAAAUUUUUUAUUUUUACUUAUUCUCUCUCUCUCUCUCUCUCUCUCUCUCUCUCUCUCUCUCUCUCUCUCUCUCUCUCUCUCUCUCUCUCUCUCUCUCUCUCUCUCUCUCUCUCUCUCUCUCUCUCUCUCUCUCUCUCUCACACACACACACACACACACACACACACACACACACACACACACACACACACAUUACAUUUUUCAUUGACAUACGUAUUACCAAGUGUCUGUGUCCUGUACAGUAUGUGAGUCUUGUUAGUCUUGGUUUUCCAGGGUUAGGCCAAAGUGUGUUCUUGUACAUCAGCUGUUUUUAGUAUGCAUACUGUAUUGGUUUCUUGUUUAUUACAAAAUCCCAAUAAUAUGCAUGAUACUGUGAAUAAUCAAGUGUUUGGUAAUCAUAAUUUCAUCAUGUGAUGUAAAAAGAAUCUAUUGACUUCAGAUUUGAUUUCCUUAACACAGAAUUAUGCAAGUACUGUAAACAAAACAUUUGCCAAUUCAUGGCAUUCCAUACAAGGAACAUUUCAUUCCUAUUAUGCCAAUGGUGCAACUUACCAUUAUACAUAUUUAUUUUUUUUUUAUAAAAGUUGCACAUACUUAAUGUUUUCAUCUUAAAUUGUACAAAUGAAAUAUAAUACUAUUUAUAAGGUUAAAAGUCAACAGGAAAGUAAACAAUAAGUGAAGUAGAAGUGUGUUCUACUUCACACAAAGUUCCUUUCUAUCGCACUCAGGUAUUUAGUUCAUGUGGUGACUGAUUGUAGUGGAGCAUAAUAAAAUGUGUAUUUGAUAAGUGAGUUGAUAUCAAAUUUCAUAGACAGAGCUGAGCACCCUAAAUGAGACAUUAUAUAUGUCCAACAUAUUAAAGUAUCAUUGCAAAAUAACUUUCUCUGAUUGUACUUUAACAUUUAACAAGGAGAGGUGUGUGUGUGGCAAUCCAGCACCAUGUUCAGUCUGAUGAAUGUGUUGCUUGCUGGCAUAGAGGAUGUACCUGCUCUAAUGGCUAAUAUUCUUUAUCUGGAUACAGAAUCUUGCCACAUGAUAUUAGUUUUUGGUAAAAUAAUAUGGGUAUGUUUUUCUUUUUUUUUAUUUUCUUAAAAUUUUAUUAACCCUGUUACUAAAAGCAUUUAAAUCUCUUCCUGCACAUUUUUUGGAACAUUUCCUCAUAUGCUCUUAUCUUUUCUUUAUCACACAACAAAGUUAUAUGCAACAAUGGUAAUAUGUGAUUGUGUGUCAUCAAAGGAAUAUGGAGCACGGCUUUAUAAGUCUCCUGUACUUGGUCUCCACAUUUAUGAGUGGUAAUGGUGGUCACUCAGAUAAUGGUUGCCAAAUUUAUACCUAUAUUCCUGCUGUGUCAAUAUAGCAGAGUGAGACCAUUAGCCCUGCCUGCCUUGCCCUCUUUUUCAUUCUUCCCUUAUCUACAGUCUAAUUCAUCUACUCAUCCUCUUUCUUACAACUGCCCUGUAUUUCUUUCUUUUCUUAAUUCUUUGUUAUAUUAUUUUCAUGGGGAAAAAGAAAAGAAAACAUGUAUUUAUAAUUCUAAUAGAUGUAAGAUAGUACUGCACAUAAUAGAUUCAGAAACCAUUUUGGGUGAUCACCAAAGUCUUUGAUGCUGAAGGAAUCAGAUGUCCCUUCCUUGGUACGUAAGUUAGUUGACAGGUUGCUGCACUGACAUGUUAUCUGGUAACACAGCAUAUUUUCAUAAAAUAACCAGUGUUUGUUACUUAAUAAAGAUGUUGCAGUUUGAGAUGUUUGUAAACUAUAGCUCAGAAAGAAAAACUGUAAUAGUGAAUGGGUCAUUUCACACUUCCUUCUCAUUUGCCUGUACUACUGUUAGUAUGUCACGGCAGUACAAAUUCAAGACAUAUGCAAUCUCAUCUAUUGAUUAAGUUACAAGUAAACAAUACUUAACUUGCAUCCUGAUGUGUCAAGGAAGUCUUAAAUGGAGCAUAUUCUUCAUGUUUUUCAUGCUAUGGUUUUGCAGUCAUAGCUGAAAGAUGCAUCACAAACAUAUCAUUACAUGUAGUGUUAAUUCUUUAUAAUUUUAAGUUAAUAACGUAGUUUAAGCCGCACAAUAAGCAUAUCAACAUGUAUGAGGUAUGUAAAUUCUAAGUCUCCUUAAUACCAUAAUAUAUUAGUGAUAAGUUUUGCCGGUCCUGCAUCUCCUUACUUGCCCAAGGCUCCACACCUGUGAGCAACAAACAAGAAAUCAACAUGCCAUUGGUAACAGUGUUGUAUUUUUGUUGCCUAAAUCUCCCAAUUAGAAGAAAAAGAUGAAUUUUGUUGAACACCACGCCAUUAAACUUAAUACAUAUGGAUGAUGAAUUCAGCCUUGAUAGUGUUGUUUAGAUGAUAUGCAAGGCAAGCAGCAUUUCAGUAUACGUAAUGUGACCCAUAAAGUUUUUGUCUGUUAGGAGUGUAAGUGUUUGGUGCAUUCAUUAUUUGAAUUGAAAUCCAUAUACUCAUAAUUUAUUUUGAAGUUGCAAAUAAUUUAUUUUCAAAUAAAGGUACUAACUUAUUUUAAUUAAAUAAUUUAUUGUUAUUUCAUUAUUAUUAUUAUCAUUAUUAUCAUCAAUUAGUGAAACUUCAUAGUGUGUUUUAAAUACCAAGCAUCAUGUUUGCAGUACAUUGACCAUUGUAAGUCAUCUGAAAAUGAUGUGGCUGGCUGGUGAAGAACUGGUUAUUUGAAGCAUCUUUGACAAGUAGUACUCUAUUUUUUAGGCUCCUCUUCCAGAUUUUCUUCUCUCCUGUAAUGUCUGAGUAUACAUUGGCAGUGCAUAUUUCACUGUCAAGCAUUUAGCAUGCUUUUCUAGUCAUUGUUAUCAUUUGUCAUCAAAUGGUCACCUCAUUGUUACUUCAGUGAUGCAUUCACUUGGAGAGUCUUUUUCACUUCACUUCUAUGGCUAAGUAAGGCACUGCACAUUUCAUACACUAACUAUAUAACCAGAGUAACAGAACCAUUCCUAUGCUGCACAGAAUAAUGACCAUUAUCCAUCUUUGACCGCACUCUCAAGAUUCCCAGUGUACGUACACUGCAUAUAAGAUAACUAACAUCAUUCUUCAGCAGUUGUCCAGGAUCACACCUUCUUCAACAUUUGUGGUCAUCAAAUGAGUACAAAAGAUCCAUUGCCAUUCUUACAUCUACUUAUUUAAAAAAAGAGGAGCUUACAGCAUAUCAGCAGAUAGUACAGAGCUGCUAUUAGCUGCUGUUCAUUCCCUUUAUAUAUUUCUCCCUUCACCAGACAACUUUCUCUAUUUGGGAGUGAGCCUCUUUGUAACUUUUUUUUAUUUUUUAUCUUGAGGACUGUAGGUUGUAAAUAUCUUUUAUUUUACUGUCUUAAAAGCUUUUUACAUUUUAAUUAAUGUUCGAUGCUAGAAAUUAUCUGUAUACAUUUCCCAGCGUAGUCAGUUGUUUUGUUUAUCUUUUAAGUAUGUUGACUUGAAAUGAUGCAAUAUUGUAGACUGUCUGGCAGGUGCACAAUGUUGACUACACUGGACUAUGAACUAUAAAUUAUGGUGACGAGUGUUACUUUUCAGGUAUGUUUUUGAGAGUAGUAUCUUACAUAUUCAAUCAGUACCUUGGUGAUGAGGUGUGGCUAACCAUAUUGAUGGCUAGUGUAAGAAUAAAAAAAAAACUAUCAUAGGAGGCCUGCUGUUACUUUACAAUUACUGGGCAAUGUAUUUUGUUGCACAAGAAUAAAGACAAUCUACUUUG
Molecule: messenger RNA, 10425 nt
Organism: Portunus trituberculatus (swimming crab)
Lineage: Eukaryota; Metazoa; Arthropoda; Malacostraca; Decapoda; Portunidae
Gene: Dap160
Product: intersectin-2-like
Exons: 42
Coding region: 151-6633 (2160 amino acids)
Biological process (GO): intracellular signal transduction; clathrin-dependent synaptic vesicle endocytosis; positive regulation of Rho protein signal transduction
Cellular component (GO): plasma membrane; cytoplasm; presynaptic membrane
Molecular function (GO): protein binding; calcium ion binding; molecular adaptor activity
Source: RefSeq, a predicted model, not a curated record